This is a messenger RNA of Durusdinium trenchii, 2494 nucleotides long. NCBI's taxonomy places the organism in Eukaryota, Dinophyceae, Suessiales, Symbiodiniaceae. The record is from the annotation of a GenBank genome assembly.
CCAGUGGCUCAAACAAAGCAUGGGCGCCUGCAGUUGUCACCAGUGGCUCAUUGUGAAUUUCAAACGUGGCAAGCUGGAGGUUCACAACACUUCAGAAGGAGUUGCCAGGGUUCGGGACUGCUUGCAGGCAACAGAACUCCAGCACUUCAUGGCCUCGUCUGCUGCGGUUGAAUUACCAUCCGUUGAGCCUCCAGCACCGCUGGAGGACUUGCUGGGGACAUGGAUCGAUAGCACAAGGAGUGUGGCUUUGAUCAUUAAGAUGUCUGGCAGCGGCCUUUGCGAAGUCGAAGAAAGGAGGAUAGUGGAUGGAUCCCUGAUCGCAUCAGGCGAGCUCCAUACAGGUUCAGACUCGCAGGGUUGGAGAGUGUGGGACAGGAUGAACUAUGGCGUCAGCGACCUGGACUUUCCGGAACGUUUCCGAAUCAGUGAUGCAGAUCAUGAUUUGCUUGAAUAUCAGCUUCUUGAGACGUGGGGUGAUUGGGAUGAUUGUGACGAAGCCUUCCGCCGUUGUUUCGACGAGGUGAUCCUCCACAAGGUCUCGCCGGCAAAGACACCUUCAGUGGCAGAUGUCGAAGCUCACCCUGUGCAGCUUGCCCAUCUCUCGUCGGAGGUGGCUCUGGUGGGAUCUGGCGAUGGGCAUGUAUACCUCCUGGAAUCUGGAUCCACAUUGUGGAGCAGGCACCUUCAUGAAUGGCUGCCCACUCGCAUGAACUACGGAGUGAAUGUUGAGGCUUUCUCACCUGAUGGCAUUCAUUGCUUUCUAGGGACCACAGCUGGCAAGCGUCGAGCUCUCGAGCCAGAAACAGGUGGCUAUGUCAUUUGCUUCGGUGCGACUGGCAGCGAGCUCAUGUGGUGCUGGGAUGCAGAGUCUCUCCAGAAUCCAAGUGCUUUGGAUGCCAAGGUCUUGAGUGUAUCGCCGGACGGGCAUUCUGUAGCAGUAGGUUGGAAUCGGAUUCCGUUUCUUGGCUUUGAUGGCAUGGAGUUUCCAUUAGGAGAUGACUAUCUUGUCUACCUGCGAAUGUAUGGUGACGGGACAAGAGUGGAACCUGUAUGGAUUGAGCCUCAGAAUGAGCGCGUUGUUGCCUUGGCUCAUUCUCCUCACUCUGUGUAUUUGGCUGUUUGCUUCGGAUCCAAACACUUGUACCGAGAUGAGAUAGCUUGCAUUUCAACCACAUCCGGACAGGUGAUUUGGCAGUGCCCGAUGCCAGGACAGAGGCUGAAUCGCCACAACAUCGCGGCAGGCAAGAUACAGUUUUCCCCAGGCGGCCGCUUCAUCGCAUGCGCUGCCUGGGGCCACUCAAGUGAACAAAACGAUGAUUUCCCUGGGUCGAAAGUUGCUGAAGUUGAUGAUGAUGACGUGUGUACUGUUACAUACAUUGCAAUUGAGUCUGGGCAAGUGAUCUGGCGAUCCAAGCCCAUUCAGGAUUGUGGUGUGCACUCCAUUCAGCUGACCUGUUCGCCUGACGGCCGCAGCCUUCUAGUUGCGUGCGAGCUUGUUGGUGAGGACCAACAAGAAGAGACCUGCAAAUGCGCUGUUGUCCGCUUGGAUGCUAGGACUGGAAAUCCCAUCCGGAAAGCGACAUGCAGCUUUCCAGACACUUUGCGGGUCCUGUGUCUGAAAGAAUGCUCAGACUUGCAGGUUGCAGUUGCAGUGGAUGCUUGGGAAGGCGACGCCACUGCGGCCAAAGUCUUUCGCAUUGGGAUGUGCGGCCCGCCGGCAGACUGGAUUGGACAUGGUGGUGCAGUCAAAGACUAUAUGUUUGGCCAUCAACACUGGCCAGCAGCGGUUGCCCCAGAGUUGCUGUGGAUGAGCGUCCUGCUAGAGGUGAAGCACAACUUGACGAGCUUUGCCUUCAAGCCAGAAUUGCGAGCGAACCGCAUUCAAGAAGUGGAGGUCAGGCAUGAUGAUGCACACGAGGACGAAGAACUUGCACAUGGGGCAAGUGCUGCCGAAGCUGCUAAUCACCCUAAUGAGCCCCCAUCUUCAAAGCGAAGAAGCCAUCAUCAACGCCAGCGCAAAAAGAAGUACCUGGCCAGCGUUCAGCUUCCAACUCCCUCCUCUUUGGACUAGAAGUUGGAGGGCGCAGCACUGAGUUUAGCUCAUGAUGGUGCGUGUGGAGCGUCUUCGCUUUGCAGUUUGGACACAAUUUUGAGACCAUACCCUGGACACAAAACGUGUCAAUGUUCCCUGCAUGAUAGUCCUCGGAAGUGUGCACUCUUGGUUCGUGCCCAGUAUUUCUGGUGCGCGGUCAAGAGGUGUGCCUGAGGAACUUGCACGUGCUUGCUGGUGUGCGGCUUUAAUUUGUGCCCAGGUCUGCUCAGUCCAUGUCUGCAGCAUGCCCGUGGUGUGCGAUUAGAGUUCGUGCCCUGAGCAUGGACAGGGUGCGGGUAGAAAGGUGGAAGUUCGUCUGCUUACACAGCCACCAGGACCAGAAUAUGCAUGCUCCUUGAUGCUUGCAGUUUCUUGAAUAGAAAGCUGCCCUGCAGAUUUCUA